AAAAAAAAAGCUAAAACUACACUUAAGAAAGAAAAAGAAAAACUGUCUAGAACCCUAGUGGUUUGGGUCGUUGGGCAGUGACUUGAUUGUUGCAAGCAGGAGUAAUGGGGAAAGAGAUGCAGAGAGUACUGGAGUUCUACAGUGGAAUCGGCGGCAUGAGAUACUCGCUGAUGAAGGCCCAAGUGAACGCGCAAGUGAUCGAAGCAUUUGAAAUCAAUAACAUUGCAAAUGAUGUUUAUCAGCAUAACUUUUCUCAUCGUCCUUAUCAGGGAAAUAUUCAAUCCCUAACUGCUGCUGAUCUAGACAAAUAUGGUGCCGACGCAUGGCUUCUUUCUCCUCCAUGUCAACCUUACACGCGACAAGGUCUCCAGAAGGACACUGGGGAUGCACGUGCAUUUUCUUUUCUUCAGAUUCUUGAGCUCAUCCCGUUCUUAUUGCACCCUCCAAGUAUGUUGUUUGUGGAAAAUGUUGUCGGAUUUGAGACGUCUGAUACGCAUGCAAAACUGGUUGAAAUACUGGAGAAAACAAAUUUUACCACACAAGAGUUCAUUCUGAGCCCUUUACAGUUUGGAAUUCCAUAUUCUAGGCCUCGUUACUUUUGUCUGGCUAAGAGAAAACCGUCAUCUUUUGGAAAUAAAUUUUUGAACUGCCAACUGAUUCAAUCUCCAAAGCCAUUAUUUGAGCCUUUCAAUGCAGACGCCAAGGAAGAUGAUUUACCACUAGAGGACAGACACAAUUUGUUGCAGUCAUGUCAACCUAUUGAGAAGUUUCUUGUAUUAAAGAAUCCUAGCAACGAUACAGAUGUUGAACCUGCGGCUUCAACGGCCGGUGUGUCCAAUGACAUUUCUAGUACUUCAGAGGAAGAUAAUGGUCAUGAAUACGACUCUUUAGACAAGUAUUACGUUCACCCAAGUUUGUUAGAACGGUGGGGAAGUGCUAUGGAUGUUGUGUAUCCUGAUUCAAAGCGCUGCUGCUGUUUUACGAAAAGUUAUUACAGAUAUGUGAAGGGAACUGGCUCCCUUUUGGCUACUGUUCAGCCAAUGAAGAGGGACAAAACAUCUCUCAAGGAGCAGCGACUUAGGUACUUUACACCGAGAGAGGUUGCAAACUUACAUUCUUUUCCUGAAGAUUUCGAGUUUCCAGAACAAAUCAGUCUCAGACAACGGUAUGCAUUGCUAGGGAACAGUUUAAGCGUAUCAGUUGUUGCUCCCUUACUUCAUUAUCUUUUCUCUGAAGCGUUGUGAUUUUUCAAUCAUACUAUCCAUUCAACAGAAGCAGAUAGUUUCUACCUGUGAGACCUUGUAAGUUGUAACACAAUGCUGUGAAUUAUUGUUUCAACCAUGGUAAUCAAACCCUGAGUUUAAGUAUUUUCACUGCAGAAUUCGUAAUUCUAGUGUAGAAUUAUGUGACCAUUAUUUUUAAAACUGACUGAGAGGGGAGUGCAAAAAAUGUAAUUUGAAGUUUGUAGAGUUAAAAUGUCCAUGCCAAGUAUCUUGCAGAUCAGAAGAUAGGAUCUGGUAUACAUGUUUGUAUUUAGAAUAAUGUAUUAAUGAGUAUAUUUUCAUGCUGAUAAUUAAUUUAUAAUGCACAAUUGAAAGUUAAAGGGAAAUUAAAUACUCAGAACCAAGAUGUGCCUCUUUGUAUGUAUGUUGGGCAAAAUUACUUUGAACCUGAGAAUAAAUGGCAAACUACGAUUAUGUUACUUCAUGCAACAGUUGGCUUCACUCCCACUAUUUUUGAAACCUUUUAUGUUCAUUUUGUUGUGGUUGAAUGAUGUCACGAUAUAUUUUUUAUAUUCAUUUUAUUGCUGUGAUUAUGACUGUUUUAUGGUACAAUUUAGUCGUAAAAUAAAAUUGAAUUGAAUUAUCUUGAAUUUUACCGUUUCAAUGUAAUAAGAACUGAUUUUAAAUUUCGAAUCGGAAUAAAAAUUGGAAAUAUUAAUAACAAAUACAUUAUGCACGCUGCAACCUCCAUGGAAGAAGAAUCACAAAGAACACCUUUUGAUGAAAGAACACCAGAAUGACUUGGUGAAGAACUCAUUGAAGAAGGACAACUUGAGACAAAGUUUCUCUUUUGUGGAGGAUACUAAAUUCGAGAAAUCUCCAUUCCACUCCCUUUUUUAUACUUCGUACUUUCCCAUAUGUUUUUAAUCAAAUUUUACCCUUGUUGAUACUCCCUCCGAUCUCAAAAAUAA
Messenger RNA from Vicia villosa (hairy vetch), 2194 nucleotides. Its product is annotated as tRNA (cytosine(38)-C(5))-methyltransferase 2. The record is from RefSeq and is a predicted model, not a curated record. The transcript has 10 exons. Bases 105 to 1244 code for a protein of 379 amino acids. Gene Ontology annotation, molecular function: methyltransferase activity. Lineage: Eukaryota; Viridiplantae; Streptophyta; Magnoliopsida; Fabales; Fabaceae.